CUAAUCAAUGGCACUGGUCGAUGCUAAGUGUGAGCGCCCUCUGUAGUGAAUAAUGCCUAUUCGGGGAUUCCCCUUUUGAUUGACUUUAGCUUUGCCCCCCAAAACAUGAUUAUUAAAUAUACAGUAAUGGCGUCAACGGAAUAGCGUUUCAUUGUGUGCAACAGAAGGGGUUGUACUCUCAACAGAGCGGAAUUCAAACAUUUCUUCUAUCUAAACAAGGGUUUCGUUUUCUGUUUAAAAUCUCAACGAAUCUCAAGAAUAAUCAUGGUAGACAAGGAUGCUCUCUUCGACGAACUCUCAAAGAAUUUUCAGCUGGAAAGUAUUCAACGUUUUGCAAUAAAAUGGGUGUGGGCUACAAUGAAGCUAAGAGCAUGCUGACGAGAUGUAAGGAGGAUUACAACGUGGCUCUGAGAGACCUUCUAUCUCAAUGGGAUCAAAGAAUAAAGGGUGUCACCAGGGAACAACUAGAAGAUGCCCUGGACGGAGCAGAGGUCGGUGGACUCUGUUACAUUGUGAGGAAACAUUACGAAAAGGGUUCCCCGAGUACGUAUGCUGCUUCAGAAGAGGAUACUGGUGACAUUGUUCAAAGAGGCGAACAGGUCAGGAACCAAGCUGAACAAGCUCCCACAGUGAGAAAAAGAGUUUCCAAUGUUACGUCUGCUGCCGCAGUGGGAGACGAUAAAUAUGAUACCAUUGCCUAUAAUAGAGGAGGAGGAGACAACUCGAAGAGGGAGACACAGCAAGUGCCUGCAGUGAGACAAAGAG
Strongylocentrotus purpuratus (purple sea urchin) is the source of this 765-nucleotide messenger RNA. RefSeq lists its product as uncharacterized. Lineage: Eukaryota; Metazoa; Echinodermata; Echinoidea; Camarodonta; Strongylocentrotidae. The record is from RefSeq and is a predicted model, not a curated record.